AUGAUAAUCGGUUUGAUUGGGCAGAAGACGGUAUGCCAUCAACUAUUGUUGUUCGCCGUGGCUUAUAUUCUUCGGCGAUUCCAAGCUGGCGCCACUUGCAAGCUUGCUCGACGCGCGCGCCUCCAUCUUCCGCUCAUAUCAGACUCGGAGGUCUUUCAGCUGCUCCUAAUCCCGACGAAGCAUCUGCAUGUGUAG
Plenodomus lingam JN3 is the source of this 195-nucleotide messenger RNA. NCBI's taxonomy places the organism in Eukaryota, Fungi, Ascomycota, Dothideomycetes, Pleosporales, Leptosphaeriaceae. The record is from RefSeq and is a predicted model, not a curated record.